Molecule: messenger RNA, 2395 nt
Organism: Spirodela intermedia
Lineage: Eukaryota; Viridiplantae; Streptophyta; Magnoliopsida; Alismatales; Araceae
Source: the annotation of a GenBank genome assembly
AUGGGCUACGGAGUUCGCGUGGGGAGAUACCAGGUGGGGAAAACCAUCGGAGAGGGGACCUUCGCGAAGGUGAAGAUGGCGGUGGACACAGAGAACGGGAAGAGCGUGGCCAUCAAGGUUCUGGACAAGAAGAUGGUCGUGGAGAACAGGCUAAUGCAACAGGUGGUAGCCAAUACAUCUCCGCUCUCGUCGGUUUUCCCGACAGAUUCCAGAGAGAGACAGAGUGAGAGAGCUUCUUUGAUAUGCUUUAUGCUCCUUAGGUCAAGAGAGAGAUCAGCGCCAUGAAGCUCCUGCACCAUCCCAAUAUCGUCCGGAUACACGAGGUCGAUCCAAUGGGUUCGCCGAUUCUCUCUCUCUCUCUCUCUCUCUCUCUCCUUGAAUCCUAAUUUUGUUGCAGGUAAUUGCCACAAAGACUAAGAUAUAUAUCGUCAUGGAAUACGUUUCGGGGGGGCAGCUCUCGGAGAAGAUGGUGAGCUCUGAUCAGAACUGAGAGAUCAACCGCAGUUUCUCCCAUUCUCUCUCUACCAUCUCACUCUCUCUCUCUCUCUCUCUCUACAGUCUUAUCUCAGUAUGAGCGAGAAGGAGGCCAGGAGAUACUUCCAGCAGCUAAUCGACGCGGUGGACUACUGCCACGCCAGGGGCAUUUAUCACAGGGACCUCAAGGUCUGAUCUCCCCCGCCUUCCAAACCUGCAACAACCUCCCUCUUCCUCGCUGACUUCGAUCCUCCUCAUCCCUCCCAAGAACAGCCAGAGAACCUGCUCAUCGACAGCAAGGGAAACCUCAAAGUCUCCGACUUCGGCCUCAGCGCUCUGCGGAAGGUAUUAUCCGUCGCAUUACUCAAUAAAAAUUAAACCUUUUCUAUGCUUCAAACUAUGCUCUAAAUGGGAACCAGCCCGGAGACAUGCUCUCCACGGCCUGCGGAUCGCCCAGCUACGUAGCACCGGAGGUAACCAUCCGAGCUCGCCCUUUCGCUUCCUUCCAUGGCGACCGAGGAGAGAGAAACGGAGCUAAUCGGGGUGCUGUCUUGGGGCUUUCAACAGGUUAUCAUCCACAAGAAGUACGAGGGGGCGGCGGCGGACAUCUGGUCCUGUGGGGUGAUCCUCUUCGAGCUUCUCGCCGGCUUCCUCCCCUUUGAGGACCGUAACACCAUGAACCUGUACCGCAAGGUGGGUUCUUUUCUGCAAGAGAGAGAGGGUAGAGAGAGAGAGAGAGAGAGAGAGUGUUGAACGGCGCGUCUGUUGUUGGUAGAUAGCAAAAGCAGAGUAUAAAUGCCCAGAAUGGUUCGCCGCUACCCACAGAAAGCUGCUGUCGAGGAUACUGGAGCCCAUGCCGCGAAGGGUUAGUCCUCAUCUCUAUCUCUCCCGUUCUCUCUCUCUCUCUCUCUCUCUCUCUCUCUAUGAGAUGAGAACCUUGGUGGUGGUGCAGCGGGCGAAGGUGGCGGAGAUUCUGGAGGACGAGUGGUUUCGGGUGGGGUACGAGCCGGCGGCGGGGAUCCUGAGCGAGACGACGGCGGGCCUGGAGAACAUCUACGAGCCACUGGACGGCGUAGGGGCAAGUUCACCAUUAUGCUUUUGGGUUUUCUCCAUAAACAAUAAAUAUCAUGAUUAGGGUUUCGCAAAAAAAAAUGAGCCUCCUCAACAACUUGACUCGGCAGGGGAAACCCGCAGAGGCGACGAAAACCAGGUCGCCGAGCUUCAUCAACGCGUUCCAGCUGAUCGCCAUGUCCAACGAUCUCGACCUCUCCGGCCUCUUCGAAGAGCAGGUGCCGGAACCGCCUCCUCUCCCCCUCCUUUCUCUCUCCUCCUCGCUCCAUCAGUUCCCACCUGACGUGGGCCAGUCGCAUGCAUCUGCGAGGACGACGAGCAACAGAAGACGAAGCUCUGCUCCAAGCACCCAGUGAGCGAGACGAUAGAGAAGAUCCAGGUCGCCGCCAUGGACGCCAGCCUCUCCGUGGAGAGGAUGAAUGGCUCCAAGGUCAGACCCCCCAACACUUCCUUCUUCCUUCUUCCUCUCCGUGGAGAUGGAGAGAGAAACUGACCGUCGUGGGCAGGUGAAACUCCACUCGCCCAAGAAGCUGACCAGAUCCAUCUCCCACAUCAUGGUCUCCGCGGAGGUGAGCGCCACCCGUUCUUUCGUCGUCUUCUUCGCCGGAGCUCCAUUGUUUGCGGCGGUCUCAGGUUGGAUGGCGUUGCAGGUGAUAGAGGUGACGCCGACGCACUGCAUGAUCGAGAUCUCCAGGUCAGCGGGGGAGAUCCGAGUCUACAAAGAGGUAAUCACGAUGCCCCACACCCACCUUUUGAUAUUUUUCAGAGAGUUGACCCCCGCCGGCAGUUCUGCAAGAGCUUGUCGGAGAAGCUGGAGACGUCCGCCGGAAGCCGCCACCUGGCCAGGUAG